CUGGACAACUCAUCCCCAUUCGCUUGCAUUGGCCAUGUUCGGACGGAGAUUCUUCUCGACCGCACGGGUCUUGCAGCACGAUAACCCAUUGGGCCUUCCUCGCUCCGGCACUCCGCCCUCAUUCGCUCGUCGCCGCGGACUCCCCGAGAAACGCAAGAUUCGCGAUGUGAAGAAGGUCAUUGCGGUCUCGUCGGCUAAGGGGGGUGUGGGCAAGUCGACAAUUGCCGCCAACCUCGCCUUAUCCUUCGCCCGUCGAGGCAUCCGCACGGGGAUCCUGGACACCGACAUCUUCGGUCCCUCUAUUCCCACUCUCCUCAAUCUCUCCGGCGAACCUCGCCUCGACGAUAAGAACUGUCUCGUCCCGCUCACCAACUACGGCCUCAAAUCCAUGUCCAUGGGCUACCUCCUCCCCCAAGCCGCCACCAGCACCGACCCCAACGCGCCCCUCCCCAUGGACACGACCCCGAUCUCCUGGCGCGGCCUCAUGGUCACCAAAGCGAUGCACCAGCUCCUGCACUCCGUGUCGUGGGGGCCCCUGGACGUGCUCUUCCUCGACCUGCCCCCCGGCACCGGCGACGUGCAGCUGACCAUCGGCCAGGAGAUCAUCCUCGACGGGUCCGUCAUCGUGACCACGCCGCAGGACAUCGCCCUGCGCGACGCCGUCCGCGGCUUCGGCAUGUUCCAGCGCAUGGACGUCCCCGUGCUCGGCAUGGUGCGUAACAUGGCCUUCUUCGCCUGUCCGCAGUGCGGCCACCAGACGAGGAUCUUCUCCCACGGCGAGCAUCACCAUCACGGUCAGGGCCAGGGCCAGAACCCCGAGGAGUGGGGCGUCGUGGCGGAGUGCAAGCGGCUGGGGGUCGAUUUUCUAGGGGAUAUUCCGCUCGAUGCGCGGGUCUGCGAGGAUGCCGAUCGGGGCAUGCCGACGGUGGUGGCGGAGGAGACGGACGACCGGAGUGCGAGACGAGAAGCGUUUAUGGGUGUGGCGGAGAAGGUGGCCAGGAAGGUGGGGAUUGAGUGGUAGACUUUCCUUCCUUCCUUCUGGACUGUAUCUGUAUUAUAGGAGUGUGUUUAUACCCAAUGUACCUUAGAUCUUUCGUUGAAUUCAU
Molecule: messenger RNA, 1106 nt
Organism: Aspergillus steynii IBT 23096
Lineage: Eukaryota; Fungi; Ascomycota; Eurotiomycetes; Eurotiales; Aspergillaceae
Product: Mrp/NBP35 family ATP-binding protein
Exons: 4
Coding region: 35-1021 (328 amino acids)
Biological process (GO): iron-sulfur cluster assembly; mitochondrial respiratory chain complex I assembly
Cellular component (GO): mitochondrion
Molecular function (GO): 4 iron, 4 sulfur cluster binding; ATP-dependent FeS chaperone activity; ATP binding
Source: RefSeq, a predicted model, not a curated record